Phytophthora sojae is the source of this 1182-nucleotide messenger RNA. RefSeq lists its product as hypothetical. The coding region runs from base 1 to 1182 and encodes 393 amino acids. The transcript has a single exon. NCBI's taxonomy places the organism in Eukaryota, Oomycota, Peronosporomycetes, Peronosporales, Peronosporaceae. The record is from RefSeq and is a predicted model, not a curated record.
AUGGGCAAAGAGCGCUUCACCAUUAACCCGUUCCCGCCGCUCGAGCUCUCGGACGCCGAGAAGAACCAGCUCCUGGAGCUGGGGCGAACCAUCAUCGAGGCCAACUUCGAGCGCGACGACGUCUUCUUCAAGACCGGCCGCAAGGUCGACCACCGCCGCUGGAAGCUCGCCAAGGAGCGCGAGCACAUGCUCGUGCACACCGAGCGCCCCGAGUACACGGGCGCCGACGCCAUGAGCAACACCAUGCACUCGUCGUCCAAGCUGCCGGCCAUUCUGUCUGUGGGUCGGGUCGAGGGCAAGCUCGACGACAUGAUGUACGGUGUGGUGAAUCCGACACUGGAAGAAAUGCGCAUCAAGGCAUCGUACGUUCACGACUUUGACGGCGCCGCUGUGCUUUCGACAAUCGUGGAACCGACUGUUGACGAGCCCUUCAACUCUGUCGUCGUCAAGUGGAUGGAGAUGGAUAUCCCUCUCCGCAGGACAGGCGUCGUUCAGAACCGCGACUACGUCUACCUGGAAUGCACGGGCUUCGUGCACAUGCCCAACGGUGACCGCGCGGGUUACCACUUCCUGCACUCGAUCGACUUCCCGCAGAUCCCCAAGCUGUCAGACCGCGUGCGUGGAGAUUUGUCUAUCUGCGGCUUCUUCCGCCAAGUCGGACCGAAUGUCAUCGAUGUGUGCAAGACGGGCUUGAUGGACCCCGCCGGUGACAUGAUCCGCAUGCUCGCGGUGCCGGUCAUGACGGAGGCGUUCCUAUCUCCGCUGCGCUACGUGCACUGCGGCCAGAUGCGCAAAUUGACGUGGAAGAUGGAGAAGGCUCAUGCUGAGGCAAGGUUGCAUGGUGCUCCGAACCCGGGCUCCGCCUGUGUCACGUGCAGCAAGCCGUCCACUGGCUGGACACUGGGCAAGAGCGCCAGCACCUGCAAGUGCUGUUUUCGCGUGCUGUGCAGCGGCUGUAAGAUCAAGAAGAAAAUCAGUCUGGUGACUGCGGACUUGACGCUCUCAGAACGCAAGAUCAACUUCUGCACAGCGUGUCUAGCGGACGCAUCGAUUUCCAGCGCCGCGGAGAUCGCGUCGUACCAGAUCAUGGAGAACGGCCGCAAGAGUAGCCUCAUCCGCUCGGUCACGGGUCACUCGUCGUCGAGCUCGGACUUGACGAUGAUGUCCCAGAUGUCGAUGUAG